AUGAGCUCUCCGGCUAACAACAUGUACGUCGGCAAGCGCAUACCACACAGGUCUCAAUUUCGCUCAUCAGAGCGCUGGAGAUCCCGGUAUCCGGACGAUGCAAUGGCUGCAAAUCAGGUCCGUGAGUUCUUGGCGCGCUACCCAGCCGUCCUCGAGGAAUACCUAGACGAAACCGCAUCCGUCGACUACCUUGAACAGCUGCUCCAACGGAAACGCACUCUGCCAUCCACGGUUGCCAAGUGCACAUUCAAUCAACGUGCCGAUAGUAACGGUCUCGGAAUGGUAUAUAGUGAGAUCGGCAUAGAACAACUUGCUCGAAGGAUCGUAGAAUGUUCCAGUGAUUCUGACAUCUGCGCGAAGAUGCACGAAAUCUGCGGUGUGGUCGCUAACAUUAUAUUUGCCGACAUUUACAACUUGUACUAUUUGGACGACACGAAUAGUGAAAUGUCCCUGUAUAUGCCUGGCUCGACGACAGAGUGGAAACGUGUAGGUCCCACCGGCCUCAAGUUGACGGUGUCAGCGCAUGUCGCAACUACAGCUAAAAGCGUAAAUGUCGCCGACCUGCAACAAGACUCGCGGUUUCCGAAAGGUGUGCGUUUAGGAGAGGAACGAGUCCAUCACGUGAUAGGGGUCCCCAUCCUGCUGGACACCGGCCGCUGUUACGCCGUGGUUGAGUUCUCGCGUGGCUGGGACCACGACCCCUUCUCCAAGGUCGAGUUCGAGGUCACCAACGCCAUCCUCAGCUGGGUCAGCGCCUGCGUGCAGAAAAUGAAACGCAAUAAGCUGCUGAACAUACAAACCCGGCUUCAUGGCUUUCUGCUGGAGACGACGCGUGUCAUGUUCGAUGACGUCGUCAACGUGGACCUCGUCGUGACGAACAUCAUGACGUUCACGAAGGAAUUGGUGAGCGCGGACCGGUGCGGGCUGCUGCUUGUGGAUGAAGAACGGAAGGAGUUGUUCGCAGAUUACUUCGACGAGGGCGCCACGGACGAGGAGGGCCGCCCUGUGUACACGAAGGCCUCACAGAUCCGCUUCUCUAUCAACAAGGGCAUCAGCGGAUACGUGGCACGAACUGGGCAGACGGUGAACAUACGUGACGCGUACAGUGACAAGCGUUUCAACCCGGAAGUAGACCAGAAGACAGGCUACCGGACUCGCAAUAUCCUGUGUAUGCCUAUACAAGGCAAGAAUGGCGUCAUUGGCGUCGUACAGCUUAUCAACAGAUUGAACGGGCGGUGUUUCACGGCAGACGACGAGGAUGCGUUUUCUAUGUUUGCCGUCUACUCGGCCCUUGCCCUCCACUACGCCCGCGUCUACAACGUCAUACUCCACCAACAGACAAAGUUCAAGGUUGCCAUGGAGGUUCUGGAGUACCACUGCACAUGCAGCGAGGAUGAGACAGCCGCCCUCUAUGACAACGCACAUCUGCCGGUCGACCAGGUUCCCCUCGACUUCUACACGUUUGACUUUAACUGUAACAAGAAGAACUCUGUCAUAUUGCCACAACUGUACAUCAAACUCAUGUAUGAACACUUCGGAAAGAAGGAAUUUGAUCUGCUAGCUCUAUGUCGCUUCGUUCUCACCGUCAAAAAGAACUACCGACCGGUACCGUACCACAACUGGGAGCACGGGUUCCAGGUGGCGCAUUGUCUCUGGCGGAUGGUGUCGGAGAGUCAGGAAGUCCAGUUUUCCCGGCUAGAGAAAAUGGGGAUGAUUGUCGGCGGUAUCUGCCAUGAUCUCGACCACCGCGGCUUCAGCAACGAAUUCUUCAGGAAGACGCGGCAGCCUCUGGCGGCCCUGUACUCGACUUCCAUCAUGGAACAACACCACUACAAACAGACUGUCACAAUCCUGAGCGCCGAGGGCCAUGACAUCUUUUCACACUUGACCUCGGAGCAGUACAAGCAGCUGCUUGCAUACAUCAGAGACAACAUUCUGGCCACGGACCUUGCCCUCUAUUUCGGCAACCAGAAGACAAUUUGCGGCCUCCUUGACAGCGAGAAAUUCUCGUUGUCAGAGGUGGACCACCGGCGGGCCUUGAUGUCGCUCAUGAUGACGGGAGCCGACCUGUGCGCCAUCACAAAGCCCUGGGAGACUCAGAGAGGUAUGGUGGACGCACUGUACGAGGAGUUCUACAUGCAGGGCGAUAAAGAAAAGAACCGCGGCAUGCAACCGAUGCCAAUGAUGGACCGUCUGAAUUGGGACGAUAUUCCGAAUCAACAGAUUGGUUUUAUCAACUUUAUCUGCAAGCCCCUUUAUUCGACCCUGAUACGCCUUAUACCGGAAACAAAGCCGCUUCAAACAGGAUGUGACGUAUGCAAGGAGCAGUGGCAGAUGGUUAUCUCUGAAAAGGAGGCGAGAAAGAAAACACUCAAUACCCGCGCAGUUGACCGCGAACUCUAGACUAUAUUAAGCGUAAACAUAAAUAUCUUUGUAUCCACUAACCCGACCGACCCUAUACUUUUUUGCGUUUUGAUCGAUAUGUGGAUGUUUUUUAGGUAUUUCAUAGAUACAUGAAUUUAUUUGAAUGAGCAUGUUAAAAUGUUAAUACCUUUUGGAGGAGAUGUUGGUGGAGACAAGAUUGU
This is a messenger RNA of Mya arenaria, 2585 nucleotides long. Its product is annotated as cAMP and cAMP-inhibited cGMP 3',5'-cyclic phosphodiesterase 10A-like. Gene Ontology annotation, biological process: negative regulation of receptor guanylyl cyclase signaling pathway; signal transduction. NCBI's taxonomy places the organism in Eukaryota, Metazoa, Mollusca, Bivalvia, Myida, Myidae. The transcript has 9 exons. Gene Ontology annotation, molecular function: protein binding; 3',5'-cGMP-stimulated cyclic-nucleotide phosphodiesterase activity. The record is from RefSeq and is a predicted model, not a curated record. Bases 1 to 2403 code for a protein of 800 amino acids.